CUGCAAGAUCUGCGGGGACAAAUCCUCAGGGAUCCACUACGGCGUCAUCACCUGCGAGGGCUGCAAGGGCUUUUUCCGGCGCAGCCAGCAGAGCAGCCUGAGCUACGCCUGCAGCCGCCAGCAGAACUGCCCCAUCGACCGGGCCAGCCGCAACCGCUGCCAGCACUGCCGCCUGCAGAAGUGCCUGCGCCUCGGCAUGUCCCGCGACGCCGUCAAGUUUGGCCGCAUGUCCAAGAAGCAGCGGGACCGGCUGCACGCCGAGGUGCAGCAGCAGCUGGAGCAGCGGGAGCGGGAGCGGGCGGCCGAGGGGGCACCCCCCGGCCCCCUGGGGCUGGUGGGGUGCCGGGGCCACCCACUGACCCCCACCGGCACCCGCCACGGCGGGACGGAGGGCAGGGCUGCUCCCACGGUGAAGGUGGAGCCGGGGCGGCUGGAGGGGGCCAAGCGGGGCCCGGACGGGGACGGGGACGGCCCCGGCUUCUACCCCCACCCUGAUGCCGGCGGCCUCCUGGAGUCACCCACGUCCGCCGGCGUGGAGAUCGAGCACCUCACCCAGAACGUCCUCAAGUCCUACCGGGAGACCUGCCAGCUCCGCGCCGAGGACCUGCAGCUCCGGCGCUGGGACACCUUCUCCCGCGAGGAGGUCUGCGCCUACCAGAGGAAGCCGAUGGAGGAGAUGUGGCAGCGCUGCGCCGGGCGCAUCACCGAGGCCAUCCAGUACGUGGUGGAGUUCGCCAAGCGCCUGCGCGGCUUCAUGGACCUCUGCCAGAACGACCAGAUCGUCCUCCUCAAAGCGGGAGCCAUGGAGGUGGUGCUGGUGCGCAUGUGCCGAGCCUUCAACGCCGACAACCGGACCGUCUUCUUCGAGGGCAAGUACGCCGGCGCCGAGCUCUUCCGAUCCCUGGGCUGCCACGAGCUCAUCAGCUCCAUCUUCGACUUCGCCCAGAGCCUCUGCGCUCUGCACUUCUCGGAGAGCGAGGUGGCCCUCUUCAGCGCCCUCGUCCUCGUCAACGCCAACCGCCCGUGGCUGCAGGACCAGGCCAAGGUGGCUCGGCUGCAGGGACACCUGGACGUCGCCUUCCGCGUGCUGCUGCGCCGGACCCGCCGCGAGGGGCUGCUGGCCAGGCUGCCGCCGCCCGGGCGCCUGCGCGCGCUGUGCUCGCAGCACGUGGAGCAGCUCCAGGCCUUCCGCCGCCUGCACCCCGGGGUGCUGCACGCCGCCUUCCCCCCGCUCUACCGCGAGCUCUUCGCCUCCGAGCCCGAGACCCCCGGCAGCGCCCGCUGAG
Messenger RNA from Tyto alba (common barn owl), 1286 nucleotides. Its product is annotated as nuclear receptor ROR-gamma-like. The record is from RefSeq and is a predicted model, not a curated record. The transcript is spliced from 9 exons. Gene Ontology annotation, molecular function: RNA polymerase II cis-regulatory region sequence-specific DNA binding; nuclear receptor activity. Gene Ontology annotation, biological process: regulation of transcription by RNA polymerase II. Gene Ontology annotation, cellular component: nucleus. Lineage: Eukaryota; Metazoa; Chordata; Aves; Strigiformes; Tytonidae. Bases 197 to 1285 code for a protein of 362 amino acids.